AAGGAAAACAUUAUUUAAAAAAAUGGGGCAGAACCUGAAAUCAAAGCAAACACCAGAGUCCCAGAUCCUUUAAAUUAUUACAAAGUAUCAGCACAGAAAGAAAAGUUAAGCGAGCAGCAACUUCCCUGAAUUUGAAGAGAGAGGGACUGGUUGUAAAUGCUGGCCAUGCCUCAAACCAUUCAGACACACUCAGAAAUGAGAGUGAAAGCCUCAGCCAAAAGAACAAUAUAAAAACUCCAGAAAGCCAAGUUGCCGCUUCCUCUAUACUCAAGAAAGAGAAAGCCUAGGGAUCUGUCCAGAGCUUUCUUCAAAGUCAGAUAGGGUUAAAGACCCCUGAACUUAGCUGUUUAUCUCAUUGCCCAUACGCCCAUAAUACAUUUGUCUGUAUCCUUUUUCAGUUUCCACUACCGAGAGCCUUUAUAUCAAGGGGCUUGUACAAAUCAGAAACGAAGAAAAGAGUAAAAAAAGGAAAGGGUAUAGCUUGCUGCAGCGGAAAAGCAAUUAAACGAUGAAGAUUUGGUGUGAUGUGUGCGACAAAGAAGAAGCCGUGGUCUUCUGCUCUGCUGAUGAAGCUGCUCUUUGUGAAAGCUGUGAUCGUCGAGUUCACCAUGCAAACAAGCUAGCUAGGAAUCACUCUCGUUUCUCCCUUCUCCAUCCGACCUUCAAAGAAUCGCCACUAUGUGACAUCUGUCAGGUGAGGCGUGCGUUUCUUUUUUGUCAAGAAGAUAGAGCAAUUCUUUGCAGAGAAUGUGACCUUCCAAUUCACAGAACCAAUGAACAUACCCAGAAACAUAACAGGUUUCUUCUAACGGGUGUCAAGCUCUCUUCUUCUUCUUCUUCCCCUUGUUUAAACCCAACUUCAUCCUCCUCUAAUGGCCACAAUGCAACAACUAUUGACUCUGAGACCAAAAGUUCCCAGUCUUGCAAGAGAUUCCGUUCAGUUUCUAAUAACGAAAUCUUCAGCUCUCCUUCAAUCGAGAAACCAUUGCCUUCAACAACUGACAAGGUUGAAGAUAAUUGCACUAGUGACACUGUUUCAAUUUCAACAAGCAGUAUAUCCGAGUACUUGAUGGAAACAUUACCAGGUUGGCGCGUGGACGAUUUUCUUGAGCCUUCAUUCGCUGCCAAUGGUUUCUACUUUUGAGCAAUUUUUACCAGUGAAGGGAGGUGAUUGUGUGAAUCUUGAGUUGUUCUCCAUCUGAAGCAGUUUAGGUACCUCAAGUUUCCCCACCGCAGUCCCCUCAGCUUUGUUUUUUAAUUCCGCAAAAUGAUUUGGUGGAUGGAUUCAAGGAGCUCAAAGAGGCAAACGUUUUGAAUUUCGGCUGUCGAUGGAACGGUGAAAGUCUUAUAGUUCCUCAAAUCAGCUCUUCCUCCUCCCUCAAGAAAUCCAGACUAUUUCGGUAGAAAUCCUAGUUCAUGCUGGAGAAAAGAGAAUGUCCAUAUAGGAAUGUUUGUUCAAUCUGUCUGUCUUUGGAUCACGUUGGUUUUAAUUUCCUUUAGUUUUUUUUUUUUUUAAUUUUUCAGCGAUUUUCUCGUUGUUCUAUGGGUGUCGUUUUGUUACUUUUUGUAAUUUAUCUAUAUGUUACAUGGAAAUAGAAAGUUCAAUUUUCCUCUAUUGACAUCUCAAUCUCAGAACAGCUAUUUUAAUGAGAAACGACCAGAUCCUGGUCAAGCUGCAUGAGAGGUGACAAGUGACAACUUGUGGUUAAAAGAAGAAUUAUGAAACCCCCAAAAUCCCCUUAGUCCCUUAGGGACUUUCUUCCUUCCGAGGCAUGCUACUAUCUCAGUUUCUCUCUCUAUUGAAUUGAAGGGAAUUCUUUUUGGAGUUGGGACUAUUCUUUCACUAUUCUUAUUUAAAACCAAACAAAAUAAAUGAGGCAGAUUUGAGAUUUGAAGAAUACGAGGAAUGAAAUGAAAGAGAUCGCCAACUCAGUUUUGCAGAGAACACAGCCUAAUCGUCAAAGUAAAAGUUUGAAGGAUUGCUGACAACAUGAUUACAUAGGAACGCCUGGCAGCCAGGGCGUACGGAAGUGAAAUUCCCAGAUCCAAGCCGAAAAACUUAAGUAGGCUGGGCAUUUUGUCCUCGACGCUUUCUCAUUGACAUGGCUCUGAUCUCACUUUCGUUUGCUCCACUUUUUAACCCAAUAGUAUAGAACUAGGUAAUAA
Molecule: messenger RNA, 2166 nt
Organism: Theobroma cacao (cacao)
Lineage: Eukaryota; Viridiplantae; Streptophyta; Magnoliopsida; Malvales; Malvaceae
Gene: BZS1
Product: B-box zinc finger family protein
Biological process (GO): photomorphogenesis; regulation of DNA-templated transcription
Cellular component (GO): nucleus
Molecular function (GO): zinc ion binding
Source: RefSeq, a predicted model, not a curated record